Molecule: messenger RNA, 1984 nt
Organism: Heterobasidion irregulare TC 32-1
Lineage: Eukaryota; Fungi; Basidiomycota; Agaricomycetes; Russulales; Bondarzewiaceae
Product: inorganic phosphate transporter
Exons: 18
Coding region: 61-1692 (543 amino acids)
Biological process (GO): transmembrane transport
Cellular component (GO): membrane
Molecular function (GO): transmembrane transporter activity
Source: RefSeq, a predicted model, not a curated record
GUGGAGUCCUUCGACCUAGCUCCGCAAACCCGAACCUCCCUUCCUCACUCCUUCACCACCAUGUCGGACGAGAACAAGAAAACAAUUCCGGCAGCGCUCGCUACCGCAGAGCCCCAUCCUCCUCAAUCCCCUCGUUUCAAGUCCACCCUCGAGGAGUAUGAGCGCUCUGGAGACGACAGACCCCCUUAUAUUCUAACAUACCCAGAGCUCAAGCUCUUAGGCAUCGCUGGGGUUGGGUUCUUCCUCGAUGCAUAUGACCUGUUCAUUAUCAACCCCGUGGCGACCAUGCUUCAAUUCCGUCUUUAUGGCGGCGAGUCUCUUCCUACGGGUCUUGAGGGAUUUGUCAAAGCGGGCGCGAACAUUGGGAGUGUCAUCGGUCAAUUUGCUUUCGGUUACAUGGCUGACCGCUUCGGUCGUAAAGCGAUCUAUGGCAAGGAACUCAUGCUCAUUAUAUUCGCCACCAUUCUCUGCAUCUGCGACCCUACUGGCUCCCUUUCCCCCAACGGCGCACUUAUAUACCUCGGCGUGUUCCGCAUCAUUCUUGGUAUUGGUGUCGGCGGAGACUACCCGAUGUCGGCCUCCAUCACCUCUGACCGCGCAAAUUUGCGCAAGCGGGGUACCAUGCUCGCAUACAUUUUCGCGAAUCAAGGAUGGGGCAGUCUUGCAGGGAGCUUGGUCACCAUCAUCGUCCUGGCUUGUUAUAAGCAUGUGAUGAACGAAGAAGGCAAGACAAGCAAGGUCGACGGAGUCUGGCGUAUCGUCGUGGGCCUGUCAUUGAUUCCCGCCUUUGGCACGCUGUACCAGCGGCUUACGCUUCCCGAGUCGACUCGUUAUCUGAAAUCAACCAAGACAGAUGUUGAAGAAGACCCAAUUGAGGAGCUCAAGCAGAAAGCAAAUGCUAGCACAGAGGUGCCCGAAAAGGCCGACGCGUCGAACUCGAGCAAUGCAUCAGAGGAAGGUUCCUCGCCUGCACCUGUUGAAGAACCUGCCCAAACCACUGGUCACAAAUCGCACCUCCGGGAAUUCAUUCACUAUUUCUCGGAAUGGCGGCACGCGAAAAUCCUCAUCGGGACGUGCACGUGCUGGUUCUUGCUCGACAUCGCUUUCUACGGUAUCAACUUGAAUCAGAACGUCGUUCUCCAACAGAUUGGGUUCGCUGGCAAGACUGGCACGCCUUGGGAACGCCUCUUCAAGAUCUCCAUCGGUAACAUCAUCAUUACCGCAUUGGGCUUCGUUCCAGGCUACUAUGCCACUGUCCUCACCAUUGAGAAGCUUGGACGCAAGUGGAUCCAAAUACAAGGCUUUUUGAUGGCGGCAUUAUUCCUUGGCAUCAUGGCGGGCAGAUUUGAUACAAUGAACACAGCGUCGUUUGUCGUUUGCUUCGCAUUCCUCCAGUUCUUCUUCAACUUUGGUGCCAACGCAACUACCUACUGCUACCCGGCCGAAGUCUUCCCGACGCGCUACCGCGCCACUGCACAUGGUGUCUCCGCCGCUUGCGGAAAGGCCGGUGCCAUCAUCGCUGCCCUCGCAUUCAACUCGUUGAGCAAGAAGAUCGGGACUCCGAAUGUUCUCUGGAUCUUCAUGGGUGUUUGCUUCUUGGGUGCUGCUUGCACGCUCCUGCUUCCUGAGGUUCGCGGCCGUGACCCCGACGCCAUCCUUGCCGAGGAACAGCGGCAGAAACGUGCGCUGUAAUACUACUGCGCGUACACACACACGACAGCCAUGCAUAGUGCAUCGCAUGACAACAUUAGACAUUUCAAGGACAUAGACAUGGAAGCAUUUGAGCGUUGAACGUUAACCCUCGCAUUAAGUGCCAGAGUGCGGGCAGGGUCCACGAGUUGCACCUGCGAACGGUGAUAUAUCGACGACGAUGACGAAGAAGUUUUGUAGGGAUCAGUCAGCCGUAUAUAUAAAAAGAAUGUAACUAUCACUUGAUGAGAGUAUCAUCCACAGCCCGCGCGCCGCGAGGGCACUUCACAGCGUC